This is a messenger RNA of Aegilops tauschii subsp. strangulata, 1644 nucleotides long. Lineage: Eukaryota; Viridiplantae; Streptophyta; Magnoliopsida; Poales; Poaceae. The record is from RefSeq and is a predicted model, not a curated record.
AUGGCGCCGCCGAUAUGCCCACGCGCCGACAAGGAGUCGCCGCCCCUCGAGGAUGCUCAGUCAAAGAGCAGCGACGACGAGGACCCCUAUGCUCCGUCGGACGAGGCGUUCAUCCAAGCGGUCGACAUGCUCGCGGCACAUCUAGAGCGUGAUCUUGAUCUCCAGUACAUCUUCAGUGAGUUACAAGUCGCACCUCAAGAUUCCCAUCUUCGAUGGGAUGGACUAUCCCUCUGGAAGGAGAAGAUGAAGAUCCAUCUUCGAGCAAUUGACAAUGAGAUGUGGAAUGUGGUGCAGAAUGGGUUUUUCAGUCGAAGUCCCCAAGUCCCCACUAACCACAAGAAGAAACUCAUUCAAAUGGAUGCUCAGGCUAAGGAGGAAAUUGGUGGCCAUCUCUCUCGUGCUCAGUUUCUUCGCUAUCAUGAGUGUGAAACUGCGAAGGAAUUAUGGGACAUUCUCAAAAAGAUCAAUGAAGGUGUUUCAACCCAUAAAGAAGCUCACAUUGACACUCUUUGUGCGAAGUUCAUUGGAUUCAAGAGAAGUGGCAAUGAAAGCUGUCAGCAAACAUUCGAUCAUCUUACUGACAUUGCAAACGAACUGCAAGGUCUCGGCGCCGAAGAUAUCAACGAUCAUGAAGUUGUGAAGAAGUUGCUCCAAUCGCUUGACAGUUCCUUCAGUACCCUUGUUCUGAUGAUUCAUGAACGAGGUGAUUUCAAGACUCUUGACUUUGUCGAUAUCAUGGAAAGGUUGAACACCCAUGAGGAACAUGAAGAAGAGAAGAGAGAUAUCUAUGGCUCUAGUCACCGAAAGAGUCAUGCUCUCAAGGUUGUGAGGAAAGGAUCUAGCAACUCUGGCAGUUCAAAGUCUUCGCCAAAGCCCACUGGAGAGUACACCUGUUUUAGGUGCAAGAAACCAGGACAUUUCAUCUCGGACUGCCCUCUCUGGAAAGCAGACAUACGAGCCAGUGGAAGAUUUGACUUGGGAAAUAGCAACCAUGGAAAAGGGGAGAGCAAGAACUACGACUCGGAUGAUGAGAAGAAAUCAAAGAAGUUCUUAAAGAAGAAGGACAACUCCUCCUCCAAGCCCUCAUCAAGAUCUUCUUCACAAAAUCCCUCCAAGUCUUCGUCCAACCUCAAGAACACCUAUUGCAAGGCCAAGGCGUACAUCGGCAAGGAGAUGGACUCUGAUGAAGAAGAAUCAUCUGACUCCAAAGAAAUUGCUGAAUCUAAUGAUGAUUCAGACUCUGGAAUGGCUGGCAUAACACGCGCCACUAUCCCAACCACGAACUUCUUUGAGAAUCACUCGAGCGAUAACGAGUCUCCAGUGUUCUGCUUCAUGGCCAAAGCUUUGAAAGAAGAGGUAUCCUACAAACAUCACAAGGUUUGCACGAGUGGUCAAUUUUCUUCUGAUGAGGAUGACCAUGAUAAGCUGAUCAAAAUUGCUAAGAAGCAACAAAAGUGUCUCGAGAAAAUUGAGAAAACCCUCAAGAAAUCUGAAGGGUUGUUGGUUGAGGAGAUGGAGAAAAACCAGUUGCUGACUGAAGAUCACUCUGCUCUCAAGUCUCGAAUGGAAGAACUGAUUAAUCGUCAUGAUUUUCUCUCGGCCGACCACGAGAGAUUAACCUAUAAUUACCUAAAAAGGAAUUAG